Molecule: messenger RNA, 4147 nt
Organism: Haliotis rubra (blacklip abalone)
Lineage: Eukaryota; Metazoa; Mollusca; Gastropoda; Lepetellida; Haliotidae
Exons: 8
Coding region: 134-2581 (815 amino acids)
Cellular component (GO): centrosome
Source: RefSeq, a predicted model, not a curated record
GUGCGAGUCUCGCUACCAACCCAACUCGCGAGAUCGGAGCAUGCCAACCAAGUAACUAGGGACGCUAGUGCCCGGAUGCAGUCGGUUAGCGAGGACACUUCUGUUCGAAAGGCGAAAGUUUCAGACAGUGAAAAUGACAUCUCUUGAAAUUCGACCAGCUCGCGAUCACAGCCGAAGAGAACCACCAGAAUGGGGUACAGGGAAAGCUAAAGAGCAUGUAGAUCCGUGGAUACCUCGGACUCCAACUUGGCAUUAUUCAGGCCAGCCAAGAGAGCAGUUCUACACCCUGACCCAGCUGAAACGGAGCAACUUGAGGAAAGAUGAUCAGCUCAUUCCUCGCCCACAAGACUCUGAAAUGGGGAAGGAACUCAUCAAUCUUCCCUUCCCCGCGGAACACCCCUACACGUCCCACAUGCCGCAGUUUGCUGUGUUCCCCAAAUUUGACUCACCGGAAGAUCCAAAAAGGGGCGUGGCUGCUAGGAGUCAACAGCCGAUCAACCCCGAGAUGCCGGCUUCCGCGUUUGACGUCACGAUCAAACAUAAAACGAAAGGUUAUAGGGACCGGCACGAGGUACAGGCGUUGCCCAAAGAGUCAGAGAAGCAGGCUCUUUACUGGCGCGGGGAGGAUUUCUUUGAUCAGCUGGUGAAGACCCAUGGGAACCGACAGCCAUUUUACCCGACCCCUCCAAAAGUCAUUGCACCGAACCUACAGGAUCGACCAAUGGAGAUGAAGGUUUCAGACCGCACGGCAAACACACUGAGAAAUGUCGAACGAUCUCAUUGGACAACUAGUCACAGUCUAGAUUAUACAGGAUUAGGGCCAAGCAAUACCCAGAAACUGGACAAUCUUGACGAAAAGCGAGUCCGUUUCCUAGACACUGGCAUCGAAGACGAUAAAUUGUAUCCAAGAUCCAGCAAUACCUUUGAUCCACCGCGGCCAAUGGAAGGGCGUAUAGCUCGCAUGUUGACUCCAAAACCAGCCAAUCAGAAGAUGAUAGAAAGUGGAACACCGGUCAAUCCCAACUAUCAAAGAAAGAUGACUUUGACCGAGAAGGAAGAACAUCGUCUGUUGAAUGGCCAGGGUUAUACAAACCUGCCUGACAGUAACAGUCUUCAAAGUGACACUCUUUGGAAAGAGAUGGACAUGAGCUUCAAACCUGAACCAGCCAUUAAGAAACUGGAGGACCUCAAGGCGACCCAAGAGGGCCAAGACGCGCCUUACCCCCCGACAGGUGCCCCUCCGGAUCCCGAGGACAGUUACUUGAAAAAGACAAAGGAUGAUCGUGAUUAUGAAAUACAACAGAUGGAGACUGAGAACAGAUGGAACCUUCUGGAGUUGCAGAAACCCAAUCACGACAUCACCCUCUUGAACGUGAAGUAUCAGCACGCUACGGACAAGGAGAAACCUCAGACGUUUUAUGGCCACGAAGGAAAAUACAACGAAGAGAGAGCUGGGUUGUACAAGACAAGCUACAAUCCUCAGAGGCUGGCAUAUUCUAUGAAUAAUCUUUCAGAGUCCGGCCCAGAGAUCAUGAAUACGCUGCACUCUCACGUCGGGGCUGAGAAACUGCCCACGAGAUUAAGUCACGACAACGAUGAAGCUUUGAGGGGAAGCAGGACUCUAUGUUCAGCCCAGGCCAAUCUCAGUGGGGACAGAAGGAACACCGAGGGAGUUCUUCAGCCGUACCAGUUCAGGAAAGAAAACCAGAAACAGACGCUCCAGCCUAAUGAAUUGACAGCGAGGCCUCUGGUACAAGAAGGAGAAUUUCUUCUGAAAGAAAGCACCAUGGGGGACAGCUACAAUGUCCACAAGUUACUUCAGGAGAAUGAGUUGCCAAGGAACGCUAGGAACCAUCCUCAACAAGUUAUGUCCGACGAAAACCAGAGAAUAAGCAAUGUGAGAAGUAGGUCCGGUAACAGGACUUCCAAGAGCGUACAGUUCUCGGACAACGUUACUAUAAGAACAGUCGUUCCUGACCAGCCGAUAAGGUCGGGUACCGCACCUGCAGGCAUCACACGUGCUGCCGGAAGGAGUCAGAUGCUGGACAGCGACGUGACGAACACCACGCAGUAUGUCAGUCGCCAAGCACUAUACAGUAAGGAGAACGAGAACCCUAUGGAACCGUCCAAGACUCCGAGACACAAGGUCACGUUCCGAGCCGAAUUUGAUCCCUUGAAAGAAUUGACGACAUCAAAACAAGACAUUUCUACUCCAGACAGAACCUUUAAGAGGAGGCCUAAUGCUUUGUCCGAGUACAAAGAUGAAUUUGGAAGUCUCUCCACGAAUUUUAUGCCAUCAAAUUUGAAAAAUACCAUAGCUUAUAGAACGUCAUACGAUAGUCAGUUCCCGAAGUUCAACCUGGACUUCAAGGACGAUUCCAGAUUUGGCUGGGAGCCGGGGUGUGGGGUGCCACGUCCACAAACAUCUCUUCUUCAUAUUCAGAACCGCUUCAACAGGUCUGCUGUCAGGCGCAGCUUCCACGGAGAUUUUAGAGAAGAAGCUCCGGAUCUGAGGACAAACAUUUCCCGUGGGAAGAAGCAUGAUUUCAGUGGCUUCAAUACUCAGGUUCUUCAUGGCUGAUUGACGUGUGGUUGUGAUUCCUGCAGACUCUGUAAAGACGUUCCCACUGUUCAUCAGAGGCAGUAUCUGGGCCAGCGUGUAUUAUUUCAUGACGACGAAAAUACGUUGAUUUCCAGGGAUAUGUAAAUAUUCACAACUUUUUUGAAUAUCACAUCCAUCGGCAUAGAAUCUCUAACAUGAAUCAAGAAGUAUCAAGUUUUAUGUUUUAUGGUUUGGGGAAGGGGAAAACCUUUCAACAUGGUCACAGUUGUGAUACUUUCUCAAACUUCACCCUUGAGGUUCAUCAAGGGGUGCACACAGAUCUGCAUCUUCUGAGUCCUUCCUUGGUUUGCCCCGAUAGUGUUUCAUACCCGGUACAUGUCGGAGACUUGCAUCACUUCGGGCUUUCCAUCCACGUUAAGCAGACCAUCGCCAUUACUGGAAUACUUUUCAAAGCGGCGUUCACCCAACUCACUCUUGCAAUUGUCACAGUAUUUCACAUUGUGCCUUCAGUAUUAUUGAGUUAAUUAGUUUUCUUAGGACACAGUUUUGCAGCUGUUAUGUUUGUGAGCUUUCCAUUGUUUUCACUUACCACGUCAUGACUAUUUUCGAUAUAAGUGAGAAACUUCUGUGGAAAGGUCAACAACAGAAUAAAACAACAACAAUGGUUUCAAAUGUGCGUCCACUGUAAAUCAGUUAUUUGAUCAUCAGUGAAUCAAAAUAUCGAAUGCAUUUACUCAACGAUUCUUGACUAAAAGGAUCAUUAGCAGUAUUAUUUGAUGACAAAAAGCAUUUGAUUUUGCCAUAUUUGACUUGUAAUCAAACCUUGUUGAUAAUAUUGUAAGAUCGUUUCAUUAUUACUCCCUGCUGUCUCUCUCCGUUACUGUCCCAUUGCGUUUACUUUGUUCAUCAAUAAUGAUGUUCACGAAACUGAUACACUAAUGUGUCGAUAAAAACAAUUUCAUUGCUUUUGAAAACGUACCGACAUUCAUAAACCCAUGCUUAUGUAGCGCAUGCUCAGAGUCUUACGAUAGACUCAACUUCAACGGGAGCCUUUGUAAUAUAUGUAGUUUUUGUCGCUUAUUUUUAUUUACAGAUGCACAUAGUUUUCUAUUUGUGGUAACUAAUGCAAAUAUGCCUUCCUGAAAGUAACCAGUUAAGAGAUUAUCGUUACCAAGGGGCAUGUUAGCACAAGGAAAAUCUAUUGGGUGUAAUAGUGUUUGCUUUUAGACCAUUCAUGUUGCUGCAAAAAAGCGUUCAUUUUCGGUUAAAGAUUCUUUUAAAGCUCGGAUUCUUUAAUGCCAAUUGCUUGUUGUAUAGGCUAUUAUGGAUGUGUAUCAUUGUGUACUAUUCCCACGAAUGAUGUGUUGUUUGCAAUGUUGUUAUUUUCCUAUUUAUUGUGAUGCAUGACAAUUGUACCACGCCAGUAUUAUAUACCAGCAAUCGCGCUAUAGUGAGGUGAUGUAAAAGGUGUGUCAACUCCAGUGUGUAUGAAAACAAUAUACGAGUUCAAAACUGCCUUUGUGAUUGAAAUUGUUCCAUCUAUGAUCUGUAAAUUUCGAAAUAAAAAUCUUUCUUUGAUUGUCA